GCGCCCGGGAGCGAAGGAGAGUAAAUACAACAGGAGCGCAAAAUGGCGGAACCGCCGAGCACAGUGCACGGCGCCCCCGCCGCUACCGCCGUUUCGGAGAAAGAACCCUUUGGCAAGCUGCAACUCCCCCCUCGGGACCCAUCGGGUCCUCUGUCCGCCAAGAAGAUCCGGACUGAGGAAAAGAAAACGCCGAGGAGGCUGAACGGAGAAGGAAGCAGCGGCGGGAACAGCAGGCUGUUGCAGUCGCCCGCGACACCUUCGCCUCAGAGCUAUGGCAGCUCUGGUUCUUGGAGCUUCGCCGCUCUGUCUGCUGUCCCUACCCCAUCCUCCUCUCGGAGCAAUUUCUCUUUCUCCUCUGGCACUGCUGUCCCCUCCUCAGCCUCCGCUUCCUCGUCUCAGCCCGUGCCGCGCAAACUGCUGGUUCCUCCUACGCUGCUGCACGCUCAACCUCACCAUCUCCUGCUGCCGGCCGCCGCCUCCUCGGCCAACGCCAAGCCGCGCAGACCCAAGGAAAAGCGAGAGAAGGAAAGGAGGAGGCACGGCCUCGGAGGGGCGGGCGAGGCCGGCGGGGCUGCCCGCGAGGAGAACGGGGAGAUGAAGCCGCUGCAGCGAGAUAAAAUCAAAGACAAAAUUAAGGAGAGAGAUAAAGAAAAGGAGAGAGAAAAAAAGAAGCAUAAAGUAAUGAAUGAGAUCAAGAAAGAAAAUGGAGAAGUUAAGAUUUUGCUGAAAAGUGGGAAGGAGAAACCAAAAACAAAUGUAGAAGACUUACAAAUUAAGAAAGUAAAGAAGAAAAAGAAAAAGAAACACAAAGAGAAUGAAAAACGGAAGCGUCCAAAAAUGUAUAGCAAAUCUAUUCAAACCAUCUGCUCAGGAUUGCUAUCUGAUGUUGAAGAUCAAGAAGCCAAAGGCAUCCUAAAUGAUAACAUAAGGGAUUACAGUGGAAAGAAUUUGGAUACCAAGAACUAUGAUUCCAAAAUUCCAGAGAACAGUGAGUUUCCAUUUGUCUCAUUCAAGGAGCCACGGGUUCAGAACAACCUCAGAAAGUUGGACACUUUGGAAUUCAAACAGCUCAUUCAUAUUGAGCACCAGCCUAAUGGAGGUGCAUCGGUUAUCCACGCCUACAGUAAUGAACUCUCCCACCUGUCUCCUGUGGAGAUGGAGAGAUUUGCAGAGGAGUUUGUGGGUCUGGUAUUCAGUGAAAAUGAGAACUCGGCAGCUUUCUAUGUAAUGGGGAUUGUUCAUGGGGCAGCUACUUAUUUACCUGAUUUUUUAGACUACUUUUCAUUUAAUUUUCCCAAUUCACCAGUGAAAAUGGAGAUUUUGGGAAAGAAAGAUAUAGAGACAACGACUAUGUCUAAUUUUCAUGCUCAGGUAAAAAGAACGUAUUCUCACGGUACUUACAGAGCUGGCCCAAUGCGACAAAUCAGCUUGGUGGGAGCAGUUGAUGAAGAAGUGGGAGAUUACUUCCCUGAGUUCCUUGACAUGUUGGAAGAUUCACCAUUUUUAAAAUGUACACUGCCAUGGGGGACACUAUCUAGUCUAAAAUUAGAGAGUCGAAAAGAUAGUGAUGAUGGUCCCAUCAUGUGGGUACGCCCAGGAGAACAAAUGAUCCCUGUGGCUGAUAUGCCAAAGUCACCUUUCAAAAGGAAAAGAACUACCAAUGAAAUAAAAAACCUGCAGUACCUACCUCGAACUAGUGAGCCCCGUGAGAUGCUCUUUGAAGAUAGGACAAGAGCUCAUGCAGAUCAUAUAGGACAAGGUUUUGAACGACAAACUACAGCUGCUGUUGGAGUGUUAAAGGCUGUGCACUGUGGAGAGUGGCCUGAUCAACCCCGAAUAACCAAAGAUGUGAUUUGUUUUCAUGCUGAAGAUUUCUUAGAAGUAGUUCAACGAAUGCAGUUAGAUUUACAUGAACCUCCAUUGUCUCAGUGUGUCCAGUGGGUUGAUGAUGCAAAACUUAAUCAACUGAGGAGGGAAGGUAUUCGCUAUGCCAGGAUUCAGCUGUAUGAUAAUGACAUUUAUUUUAUUCCAAGGAAUGUUGUUCAUCAGUUCAAGACAGUUUCAGCUGUAUGCAGUUUAGCAUGGCACGUUCGGCUUAAGUUAUAUCACUCAGAGGAGGACACUGCUCAAAAUACAGUCAUGCAUGAAACAGACACAUUGCCGGAUUCCAAGUCAUCAAUUCUUGGACCUCAUGCUGACAAUGUGAUUUGUGCUGUAAGCAAAACCUCCUUGGAUUCUAUUUUUCCAGACAAACUUCAUUCUAAAUAUGAGUUACAGCAGAUUAAACAUGAAUCUGUUGCCUCUGUAAGAAUCAAGGAAGAACCUGUGAAUGUUUGUAUUCCUGAAAAGACUGGAGCACCAAAUAGUAUGGAUGGCAAGAAUGUUAAAGCAAAAUUGGAUCAUAUUCAGUUUACAGAACUUAAGAUCAAUGUGGACUCUAAAUUUGACAGCAGCAACAAAGAUUUAAAGGGAGAAUUGUGUCCUAGAAAUCUCAUAAGUCUAGUUGAUACAAGGCAACAUAGUUCAACACAUUCGAAUCAAGAUAGAAAAGAUGAUGACAUUUUGUGCUAAAUUUGUACAUACCAUUAAAAUUUUUUUUCUUAAACUUAAUGUAAUAAAGAUUCAUGAAUUCUGAAAGCAAGCCAAGGACUUGCUCCCGAGUCUGUUACAAAUUAUAGUUUAUGUAGCUUUGUAACAUUCCUCAGUGCCUGUCCAUAACUGUGAAGUAUCAAAGCACUUAGGGCCAGAUGCACUGUAAACAUUGCAGGUUUAAACAAAAGGAGUCUUUAAAGAAAUCAUUUGCGUUAGAGUUGUAGGUUUUAGAAUAGAGCUGACAUUAACAUAUAUUUUUUUUUCUUCUUUUUGUAAUAUGAGCCAGAAUUCUUUUUUGACAGUUUAAGGCUUUUCCAUAGAGCUUAUUUAUACCAAUUUUUUUUUUAUUUUAAAUAUGUCACCACUGUAGUGUAAAUAGCUUUUUAAAAAUCUUUUUAGUGUGAUUUAUACUGAAAUGUGAGCCACUUAAUAAAGGUUCAUUAUAAAUAUGUUUUCUGUUGAGUCUGCAAAAAAAAAAAAAAAAAAAAAAAAACCCA
This is a messenger RNA of Sus scrofa (pig), 3089 nucleotides long. It is a transcript of the gene RSBN1L, whose product is annotated as round spermatid basic protein 1 like. Gene Ontology annotation, cellular component: nucleus. NCBI's taxonomy places the organism in Eukaryota, Metazoa, Chordata, Mammalia, Artiodactyla, Suidae. The record is from RefSeq and is a predicted model, not a curated record.